This is a messenger RNA of Emiliania huxleyi CCMP1516, 465 nucleotides long. RefSeq lists its product as hypothetical. The record is from RefSeq and is a predicted model, not a curated record. NCBI's taxonomy places the organism in Eukaryota, Haptophyta, Isochrysidales, Noelaerhabdaceae. The transcript has 3 exons. The coding region runs from base 1 to 408 and encodes 135 amino acids.
AUGGGCAACGCCUCCUCGACGACCGACGAGCCUGGCAACCGCAGCCGAUCCCCGCAGGCCGCUCGGCUGCAGGCCCGGGAGGUCACGCCGUUGGAGCUGCUCCUCCUGCGCGAGUUUGUCGAGCAGCACCUGCAGCAGUCGCGCGACGGGGCGAGCGCGGGCGAGAUUGAGCAGAGGACCGCAGCGUGGACCGUGACCGACGUCGGCAAGCUGCCCGAGGAAUUGCGCACUUGCUGCGUCUGUCUCGAGGACGUCUGCGCCGGCCAGCCCGUCCGCACGCUGCCUUGUCUGCACACCUUCCACGCGCAGUGCGCAGAGGAGUGGUUGAAGAAGAAGAAGACUUGCCCUCUCUGCCAGUUCGACAUUGUCGACGGCGCCGACGGCGGAAGCAGCUCCCAGGAAGCUUGAGGCACGACCGCAGAGGGAGGGAGAAGAUGUUUUUUGAGUUUUCGGGAAUUGGUCCAA